AUGCAGAUCUUCGUUAAGACUCUUACCGGAAAGACUAUCACCCUCGAGGUGGAAAGUUCCGACACGAUCGAUAACGUUAAAGCCAAGAUCCAGGACAAGGAAGGGAUUCCUCCGGAUCAGCAGAGAUUGAUCUUCGCCGGAAAGCAGUUGGAGGAUGGCCGAACAUUGGCCGACUACAAUAUCCAGAAGGAAUCAACCCUUCACUUGGUUCUCAGGCUUCGUGGUGGUAUGCAGAUCUUCGUCAAAACCCUUACGGGGAAGACGAUUACCCUUGAGGUGGAGAGUUCUGACACCAUCGACAACGUUAAAGCUAAGAUCCAGGACAAGGAAGGCAUUCCUCCGGAUCAGCAGAGAUUGAUCUUCGCCGGAAAGCAGUUGGAGGACGGCCGAACUUUGGCCGACUACAACAUUCAGAAGGAAUCCACCCUUCACUUGGUGUUGCGUCUACGUGGUGGUAUGCAGAUCUUUGUGAAGACCUUGACUGGUAAGACUAUUACCCUCGAGGUUGAGAGCUCAGACACGAUCGACAACGUCAAAGCUAAGAUUCAGGACAAAGAGGGUAUCCCACCGGACCAGCAGAGGUUGAUCUUUGCCGGCAAGCAGCUUGAGGACGGUCGUACUUUGGCCGACUACAAUAUCCAGAAAGAGUCGACACUUCACUUGGUGUUGCGUCUGCGUGGGGGUAUGCAAAUCUUCGUCAAAACCUUGACUGGUAAGACAAUCACCCUCGAGGUUGAGAGCUCGGACACCAUUGACAACGUGAAGGCCAAGAUCCAGGAUAAGGAAGGCAUCCCUCCGGACCAGCAGCGUCUCAUCUUCGCUGGAAAGCAGCUAGAGGAUGGUCGCACCUUAGCAGACUACAACAUCCAGAAGGAGUCGACCCUUCACUUGGUCCUGCGUCUUCGUGGUGGUAUGCAGAUUUUUGUGAAGACCCUUACCGGCAAGACCAUCACACUGGAGGUGGAGAGCUCUGACACAAUUGACAACGUCAAGGCCAAGAUCCAGGACAAAGAAGGUAUCCCACCGGACCAGCAGCGUCUCAUCUUCGCUGGUAAGCAGCUUGAGGAUGGUCGCACACUGGCUGAUUACAACAUCCAGAAAGAGUCGACCCUUCACUUGGUCCUCCGUCUCCGUGGUGGUUUCUAA
Arabis nemorensis is the source of this 1146-nucleotide messenger RNA. The record is from the annotation of a GenBank genome assembly. NCBI's taxonomy places the organism in Eukaryota, Viridiplantae, Streptophyta, Magnoliopsida, Brassicales, Brassicaceae.